AUGUCUGUGAGACGGACGAGAUCGGUAUCUAAGUGGAAAGAAGUCCUAGGCUUCGACGAGGGGUUCUACCCCACAUCCGAAACUCCUCCUCCAUAUCAUCGCUAUGAAUCCCCCGAAUCCAUCUAUGAAUCAGUAGGGUCUAUCAGUCCUACUGUAUCCUACUAUCAUGAGACGCUCGAAGAACUCACACCCAAAUUUCAAUAUCACGACGCACCAGAAGUCGUAAAUUACAGUUAUAACGAUGCGCCCGAGGUGGUAGAAACUCCUCUCGAUUAUACCUAUUCAGAUGCUCCGGAAGCAGUGAUAGAACCUUCAGAUGCCUUGAAGGCAGUUAUAAAAUCUUCAGAUGCUCCGGAAGCAGUUAUUCGAUCCCCCACUUCAUCUAACUUUUCACAAACCCCCAUAUCAGCGAUAACGUCGAGAUUUAAUACCACUACUCAAUCGACGCAUGCACCGAGCAAUACUGCAUCUUAUACCCCUAUCAAUCCUUCUAGUUCCGGAAUCAGAUUUCCACGAGAUUUAACCUUUACGAGAAAUUCGAUAUACGAUAUUCUUCUCUCGCCAUCGUCAGCACAGCCAGUGAGCAAUGGUCAUAAACCUUCCUCCUCACCACCACCACUCUUCUACAUAACGAUUCAUCAAUCCACACCACAGAGUGUCCCAGCCCUACCACCUCCCAGUAAUCCCAAUAAACCGGAUAUAGCGCUCCAUUCCACCGCCUCACCCAAUUCACCCCUCCUCGCUUUUGCAAGCUUCAACACCGUCACCCUCAUAACAGAUAUAACCACUCUCCCACCACCCACGCGCCCACUCUCUCCCCUCACACCCCCCUCAUCCUCCUCUCACCCCUCAAAAUCCAUCGUUCCACCCCCAACAACCUACAAUCUUCCUACCUCCCCCAGCGACUCCCUCACAUUUGGCGUCCGAUCCCAAGGUUACAAGACCGAAAAACUAGUUCCUACCGGUGGAAUCUUCACCGCCGAGCGCUACGCCUUCUACCACACUCUUCCUCGUACUUUCGUGAAAGAGAAAUUCGAAUGGCGCCAAGUCUCCUCAUCUUCCUCCGCUCCACAUGUUGGACUUGCUUCCGUGCCCGAGGAAAUGACUAGCAAGAAGGGCGGGGUAAAAAUGAAGCUAAUGCGCUGUUCUACUGGCGAGACGAUAGCUGUGUAUGUCGGAGUUGGGAAUGAAGAUUGGGCUGACAAGGAACGGAAAAGGAGGCCAAGGAAGGAGAGGGGAAAGGUGUUAGGGAUGAUGAGGUGGUUAGAGCUUGAGAGUGGGAGUGCCGGGCUGGGAGAUGAAUUUGAGUUGAUGGGGGUAAUGAGCGUGUUGGGGGUCAUGGAAAGAUGGAGGAGGGUGAUGAACGUGCAGAAACAGUUGGGAAUGUUUACUUCGUGA
Molecule: messenger RNA, 1398 nt
Organism: Botrytis byssoidea
Lineage: Eukaryota; Fungi; Ascomycota; Leotiomycetes; Helotiales; Sclerotiniaceae
Exons: 1
Coding region: 1-1398 (465 amino acids)
Source: RefSeq, a predicted model, not a curated record